AUGCAGAAACAGGGAAGAGGGGCUAAUCUCCUCAAAAGAGCACUUCAAUUAUCUUCCAUACCUCACUUUCAACAAAGUAGUCAGGUUUUAAAUGAAACGUCUAUACACACAACACCAAAUUUAGAUACACAAGGAAGUGUGGCAUCUGAUUUUAGCAACAAUCAUGGUAAUGUUGGUGAUGGUGAACCUGUAUCGCCUAGCAUCAGUCAGUAUUUAUUAAUCCAUGAUACUGAUGAAUGUAUUCUGAAUGAAAAGACAGGAGAAAUACAAUACAGUAAUCUUGUCUUAAGUGAAAGGUCUAAUAAUACGAUCCCAGAUUCAGAGAAAAUUCAAGAAAUUAUUGAAUCUGAUGUUUGCGACGAUGAUGAUGAUGAUGCCUAUGAACCGGAUGGAAAUGAAAGCUCCACUGAAGGCAGUGAAAAUUUGAAUGCCAAUAAAAGGCGUGGAAUAAAACGGACUCGUUACCGAUCUAAGCAACAAAAACGACGCAUGCUAGGAAAAUCUUAUAAUGGUUUAAAGAAGAUAGACGGUCAUUGGAUUCAAAGUAAUUUUAGAAGAGCUAGACAAAUGAAGGAUGCUUGCAACUGCAAAUCUGCAAAAUUGAAAUGUCGAAAGUUUUCAGAUGAAGCUAGAAAGAAUAUACAUGAAAACUUUUGGCAAAAUUUAAAUUGGGAACAGCGCACAGUUUAUGUGGCAAGCUUGGUUGUCCAAAUAGAGCCUACUACUCGAAGGCAAAAUAUUGAAUGUUGGCGUAGAAAUUUUACUUUGAAAUAUCAUUUAAGGCACAAUGGCGAUCGUCUUCCUGUGUGUAAAAAAAUGUUUUUAAACACUCUUGAUCUGGGUGAAAAAUGUGCAAGAUCCUGGUGCACACGGUCUCAAAACGGAAUUCCUACCCCGUCGACAUCACGUUCAACCUUAAAUAACGCUCAAGUAGAUCGCGAUACUCAUAUUCAAUCAUUCUUACGAAAUUUAGCAAAGAUGGAAUCCCAUUAUUGUCGGGCAAACUCUACGAAGAUUUUCUUAGAACCAAACUGGGAUUCCUUGACAGACUUACAUUAUAAUUACAAACUAAUAGCCGAAAAAGAUAACAUAAAACCAUAUUCUUGGACUCAUUUUUCACAAGAACUAAAAAAACAAAACAUUACUUUAUUUCAAAACCGUAAAGACCAGUGCGACACAUGUUUUGCUUUUCAUGAAUCUAGAUUGGACAAAGAUAAGUACGAAUUACAUUUAUUAAGAAAAAAUAUGGGCAGGAACAAUAAAGCAGCAGAUAAGAGACUGGCCGAAAUGGAUACCUCAUUAAAGGUAUUUUGUGUAGACGUUCAAGCUAUUUUGUUGGCUCCAAAAUUAAAUGUGUCACUAGCGUAUUACAAAAUGAAAUUGAAAAUUCAUAAUUUCACAUCAUUUGAUCUUACGACGCACAAAGGUAGAUGCUACCUUUGGGAUGAAGUAAAUGGAGGGCUAGAAGCUGAUGUUUUUGCUUCUCUGUAUGUUGAUUUGAUUAAAACUGAAUUUGAAAGAUCAGAUAGAAAUUUAACUAAAAUAAUAUUAUGGUCGGAUGGUUGUGGAUAUCAAAAUCGAAACCAAGUAGUAUCGAAUGCUAUUUUGGACUGUGCUGUCAAAUUAGGCAUAAUCAUAGAGCAAAAAUAUCUUGAACAUGGACACACAUUCAUGGAAGUGGAUUCAGAACACAGUGUUAUAGAUCGAAAAAUUAGAAAGAAGAAUAUUUUUUUUACCUGCUGA
Molecule: messenger RNA, 1743 nt
Organism: Diatraea saccharalis (sugarcane borer)
Lineage: Eukaryota; Metazoa; Arthropoda; Insecta; Lepidoptera; Crambidae
Source: the annotation of a GenBank genome assembly